AUGCAGUUCGGUAGUGCCGUUGGCGAAGCAUGUCUCUCGUUCAUCCUCACCAAUAUCGACGAUAUAUUUGUGCUUGUUACGUUGUUCGCAGAAUCAAAGAGUUCACGGAACCUAACUCCUACUAAAAUUAUCGUUGGCCAAUACAUCGGUUUCACUGUCAUCACUGGCGUUAGUUUGAUUGGGUUUGCUGCCGCAGUAGGGCUUCCCUCUGAACCUAUCGGAUUUUUGGGGCUAUUACCACUCCUGCUUGGUGUUUGGAAAGGACUCGGCGUCCUUUUCCCGAAAAGUAUCGAUGAGGAAGAAGAGCAAGAGUCGCAGCGAAUCGCAAACACCAAAACAAUCCUCAAGGUCGCCACAAUAACCAUCAUGAACGGGGGGGACAACAUCGGCACAUACAUCCCUCUCUUCUCCCAAGUUCAGGGUGCAGCGAUUGCGAUAUAUGUCGUGACUUAUUACAUCCUUCUUGGUGUUCUAUGUCUCAUCACUUUUCUUAUAAUGAAGCAGAAGCAUAUUGUGCAUGUCGCUGAGAAGUAUGCUUCAUUCAUGAUACCAUUCCUUUAUAUCGGCCUCGGUAUCUAUAUCACAGUCACGUCGGAAUGCUUCCCCUGGACUAUUCACGAAAUCGAUGGCCAGCUCUUCGGCAACCCAGGCAAGAUCGUCAUGGGCGUUGUGACUUCGUUCACACUAUCUUUUGUUAUGGCAGGCAUGGUCAGCAUCCCCGGUGGUAAUCCGGUAGAUCUAUACGAUACGGUAAACCAGGUCGGGCAUUCGACAGAGGCCCUAACAGAACGCUAA
Messenger RNA from Bipolaris victoriae FI3, 795 nucleotides. RefSeq lists its product as hypothetical. The transcript is spliced from 2 exons. The record is from RefSeq and is a predicted model, not a curated record. NCBI's taxonomy places the organism in Eukaryota, Fungi, Ascomycota, Dothideomycetes, Pleosporales, Pleosporaceae. Bases 1 to 795 code for a protein of 264 amino acids.